This is a messenger RNA of Cylicocyclus nassatus, 557 nucleotides long. Lineage: Eukaryota; Metazoa; Nematoda; Chromadorea; Rhabditida; Strongylidae. The record is from the annotation of a GenBank genome assembly.
GUCUUCACCCGGAUCGGUCGACUUCAGUUGGUAUGGACCUUGAUCAUUACUUGAGUCUUGUCAAAUGCUCAAUUUGCUUGGAUGUUAUAGUUCAGCCUUGCACUUUGGGUUGUGGCCAUUCAUUCUGUGAGCUUUGCGUUGAUGAAGCUAUCAACUACGAUGAUCGUUGUCCAGAAUGCCGCCAGUAUACGCAAGGAAUUUGUAUCAGAAACUUGCGAUUGAGCGAUAUAAUCCAGGUUGUGGUAAGCCACCAAAGUGACGCAGAACUGAGCAGAUACAAAUGGAGAGAAAGAGAAAACGAAGCUGCACUGACGGUACGAAAGCGAGCACGAAUAAUACUGUUUUCCGUGCUCUACCCAAGAAAAGAAUCGUUAACGAUUGAAGAAAUCGAGGAUGAGUGGAGGCACUUGCGCCCCGACAACAAACCAUUUGAUGACAAACUUAUGAGUGAGAUAUCGCGCAUGAUUAGCUCUAAUCACACAUUUUUUGAAGUCGUGAACGUUGAAGGAGGGAAACGGGUUUCGAUGAAAAUGGGUGUCGAACAGGGGAGUCCAUAA